UCACAUUUGUCUUUGGUUUCCUGAAGUAUUUGCAGGUUGACGUCUGGCUCAUUUCUGAAGUCCAAUCGAACAUAAAAAGAUAUGCAGGAGUCUAGUGACUUGAAUGGUGUGCAUGACACGGACUCCCACUUGGCGUUGGCCAAUCAGCGGAAUCAAUCCAUGGAGGAAUUGGACAACGUCGAGUGCCUCAGAAGGAAAACCAAAUAUUACUUUAUGAACCCCUGUGAAAAGUAUCACGCUCGUGGACGAAAACCAUGGAAACUCAUACUGCAGCUCAUCAAAAUUGCCAUCAUCACUAUCCAGUUGGUGUCGUUCGGUCUGAGCAACCAGAUGGUUGUGACUUUUAAGGAGGAAAACUUGAUGACAUUCCAACAUCUCUUCUUAAAGGAUUUUGUUGAUAGGGGCAUUGACACAUAUGCUGUUUACAGACAAGCAGAUGUUUAUGAUCACAUCAAUUACAUCAUUGAACAAUAUGGACGUCUGCAUAACACCACAGUAGGAAACCAUGAGUAUGAGAAAAACGGCUCCGUUUACACACCCUUGUCAGUGUGUCAGGAGUUCUACAGGAAUGGCACCAUCUACCCUGGCAAAGACACCUUUGAAAUUGAUGCACAUGUGGAAACUGAUUGCAUUGACAUUGAUCCAAUGAAUCAGUCGUCGUCUCAAGGCGUGCUUCCACAUUUUGAGUUGCACUUCAAAAGGAUGCUGUCUGUCAAGAUCACCUUCGUUCUCAAAGCCAUCAAUUUACAGACAGUUAGACACCGAGAGCUGCCAGACUGCUACGACUUCAACGUCAUUAUCACUUUCAACAACCAAGUCCACAGCGGCAGGAUAAAAGUGGACCUGGAAAAUGAUGUAGAGAUCAAUGAAUGCAGAGAUUGGAAAGUAACAGGAGCUGUUGCUAAAAGCAUAUACCUGACCCUGCUGUUCGACUGCCUCAUCAUCAUAACAUGCAUCACCUCCUGCGCUCUCUGCAUGCGCUCUGUGUUCAAUGGGAUACAACUGCAGCUUGUAAGUCAACUACAACACCUGGAGUACACACACUACUACAGGAAGCUCGGUGGUAAAGAUGUCCCUUGGUCUGACAGACUGGAAUUUAUCAAUGGCUGGUAUAUCCUAAUUAUUGCCAGUGACCUGUUAACCAUUACUGGCUCUAUUCUGAAGAUCGAUAUUCAAACCAAGGUUCUGACAAGCUACGACAUAUGCAGCAUAUUUCUUGGUCUAGGCACCAUGUUUGUUUGGAUUGGGGUCAUCCGCUACAUGGGCUACUUUCGCAAGUACAACAUCCUCAUCCUGACUCUCAGGGCGGCUUUUCCAAAUGUAAUUCGUUUCAUCUGCUGUGCUGGAAUAAUCUACCUGAGCUACUGCUUGUGUGGCUGGAUUGUCCUUGGCCCGUAUCACGAAAAGUUCCGGACUUUGAACACAGUGUCCGAGUGUCUCUUCUCGUUGAUCAACGGAGAUGACAUGUUUCCCACCUUUAAAAACAUGAAGCAGAAGAGCAACCUGAUUUGGAUUUUUAGCAGAGUCUACCUCUAUACCUUUGUCUCGCUUUUCAUCUACAUGAUCCUCAGCCUGUUCAUCACAAUCAUAACAGACACCUACGACACCAUCAAGCAACAACAGCAAAGUGGUAUCCCGACAUCAGAGCUCCAUCGAUUUCUAUCGGAGUGUAAAGAUCUCCCAAACUCUGGAGUCUACAGACUUGACAAGAACAGCUGCUUCUUGCACAGCUGCAUGAACAAGUGCAGGGACCAUCAUGAGAGGUUGACUUCGGAGGCAUAGUGUGUACAUGUUGUCGAAACAUAUACCGGUAAUUAAUUGCAAAAUUAUAUUUUAAAAAAAAAGAAGAAAAUAAGCAGAAGGGUUGUAAAAUCAGCAUAAAACCUAUUAGCAUGAGAAAUGUAUUUGAUGUGAUUUCAGAUAUAUGCAUUAUUCCACUCUUAAAACCAGAGAUAUGUGUUUCAUACAUAAUGUCAUUUUGAAUGCAAAGAUUUGCACUUAAGGAAUCAAGGGUGAAAACAUUGGCAUGUAAUUAUUUUAUUUUUUGAUUGUUCUUCUGAGAGAUUGUGAGUGUAACAUUCUAAACAUAUUUUCCUUUUACCACGUGAGCAGUCUUAUUUCAAAUAAGACCAUCUCAAAUAUGUUGGCAAUUACGUGUGCAGUACAUGCUGAAAGAGUUCAUUCUUUCAAAGGAUAAAUCAAGACCGUUUCGCCAAAUGAUUUGUACCUGGGGAAGCAGUGAAUGUAGUUAAAAGGCAAGGAUGUUCUUGUACAGUAAGUACAUCAUCUUUUUUCUAUGUAGGCCUUGUGAAUGGCAUAACAGAGAGGCACUACCAAAUAUGAUUGAUGUGAAUCUUCCGGUCAACUUCCAGCGUGGAAGCUUUAUUUUCCUGAUCCAUACAAUUACUAAGUUGUAUUACUCCUCAAUUAAAGAGUGAGUGGGAUAAAAAAAUAGUUUAAAAAAAAGAUGAAUAGUUCCAGUUUGAAUCCUAAAAUAAAAAAAAAUGCAAUAUAUAGUAGUUCCUUCCAUUCCAUCAGUCCGGUUUAGACUGAGUGACGUCAGAUGGAGGCAGGACCCGCUGUUCCUCCAUCCUGUUUGCCUGAGAACGCAAGAUGAGACUAAAGAAAUCAUCAUCUGGGACAGUCAUUCCUCGUGUGGCAGAAGGUGGAGCAGCGCACCUCUGGUCAUUCAGUCUGGAGCCCUUGAAUAAUGAGGCAGAAAAGUUAUUAAAAGCAGCUGAUGGUUAUUGAAACAGUCCGUAUGAAGGCAGUCGUAAUAGAACAUCCACAUUUACUUAACAGGUUCAUCUCAGUGAACUAAUGUACAUUUAUUGCAGUAGUUUAUUUCAAAAGGGAAACUUUACUACACAGUACACACAUAUUAUGUAUUAUUACUGACUUAAUCAUUUUAAUGAUUAUUAAGCAUCACAACUUACGUAUGCCAGAAAAU
Entelurus aequoreus (snake pipefish) is the source of this 2950-nucleotide messenger RNA. It is a transcript of the gene mcoln3b, whose product is annotated as mucolipin TRP cation channel 3b. The record is from RefSeq and is a predicted model, not a curated record. The transcript has 14 exons. Bases 82 to 1782 code for a protein of 566 amino acids. Gene Ontology annotation, cellular component: plasma membrane; lysosomal membrane. Gene Ontology annotation, molecular function: NAADP-sensitive calcium-release channel activity. NCBI's taxonomy places the organism in Eukaryota, Metazoa, Chordata, Actinopteri, Syngnathiformes, Syngnathidae.